ACCGAAACUUCACAGCUCUGAUCGCAUUAAUGAGCUUAUUGGGAUGCAAUGUACCCGUAGCUUUGUCAUCAUCAGAAACAGAGAACAGAUUUGUUAUUCAUUCUAGUAUUGCCUUACGAACGUACUGUACCUCACUACCGAACAGAAACGACGACAGACGCGAAUUCGAUCCGAUCUAUCCCUCGACAGUCACCGUCGAUCGACUUUACGACUUUCAACUUCCCCUGACACGCCUAGAUUCAGCAUCAUGCAAUAUCCAUGAUAUAGCCCACGAUGUGGUUGCCGACGCCUUCCGUCGAGAGUAUUACCCGGCCGCGACUGGCUGUGGCCGUAGUUUCUGCUGUGGCCGCGCUCUCGGCCGGAUACUACGCAUAUCAGGUCCGGUCGCAAAGUUUCGAGUCUCUGCCUGGUGGUGGUCUACACAGAAGCAACGCAGUACGACGUCAACGCCGGAAUCGGAGAAACGAGGAUGGCUCAAGUUCCUCAUCCGAGGCCCCAGGUGACGAAAACGCCAAUAUUGAUCCAGUUCAGCCCCUUGGCGAUGGAGAGACCAUAGUUGAUGGCGGGGACGAGUGGUGGAACGAUCCCAGCGGUUUUCCUUCUAAUCAACGAACUGGCCACAACAUCGUCACCCUUCUCUUUCGCGUUUCAGAGGACAAUGCACGCAGAAAUGGAUGCGUUCACAGAGGCUGCCAAUGCAAUUCAUGUGGCAUGGUUCCCAUCCGCGGGGUUCGUUACCGCUGCGCAAACUGUGCCGACUUUGAUCUUUGCGAAACUUGCGAAGCCCAGGGAGUUCACAUCAAGACUCAUAUCUUUUACAAAAUCCGAAUCCCAGCACCGCCGUUUGGUCCGCGACAAAUGCAGCAAGUUUGGUAUACCGGGGACCCAGACACUUGCCGACGGACUCUGCCUCGCAGUUUGAUACCCAAGCUGUCACAAGAUACAGGAUUCGAACGGCCAGAGUUAGAGGCUUUCUGGGAACAAUGGACUUUUAUGGCUAACUCGGAAUGGAGAGAUGACCCCGAUGAGCUGUGUGUUGCAAUGGAUCGGAAGACGUUCGAGCGGUGCCUUGUUCCUACAGGAGGCUCCCGACAUGCGGCACCAAACCUUAUCCACGAUCGAAUGUUCUCUUUUUACGACUCUAACAACGAUGACUUGAUUGGCUUCACAGAAUUUCUCCAUGGAUUAUCAUACAGAAAGCGAAAGGAUAAACUGCGGAAGAUAUUCUCUGGCUAUGAUCUGGAUGGCGAUGGGUAUGUUGAUCGCAAAGACUUCUUGCGCAUGUUCCGCGCGUAUUAUGUUCUAUACAAGCAGAUGCACAAAGAUAUCUUAGACGGCCUUCAGGAUCAGCUACUCGCCAGCAGCGAAGCUCAACAGCUCGUCACCAGUCGUCAACCACUGAGCAGUCUGUUCGGACGCGAGGGUCGAGUCCCUCCUGGUGAAGGACAAUUCCGGCACGAGGGCAAGACAUAUCAACGAGAUGGCAGUGUGGAUAUUUCUGAAGGGCAUGAGCACGUUGUUGCGCCAGAUCGCGGGGAUACAGCAGCCCGCGGCGAUAUUCUAACGAACUUGUUUGCCUGUGAAACUGAUCAUCGAUUCCGGUCCAGAAGGCAGUUCAUUACCAGAAACGAUACAGAUAGCAACUGGAGAACAGUUCGCCGUUUGAGUGGGAGUGAGACCGAUCGUACUUAUUGGGUUACGCUAUUGGAACCGGCAUCCACCUUGGAGGAGCUUCCAGGCCUCAUAAUGGAGACUUUGAAUCCUGAGAUUGAGGAGCCUACAGAUGAUGAGGAUGAUGAGGUUGAUGGUGACAGACCUGCAGAUGGCCUGAACGGGACCCAUGAUGAGGAAAAUGAGACUGGAGGUCCUUCACGAACGGAAAGUGAGAUCAGAGCCGAGACCAUUGCUAAGGAUCGCAGCAGGGCCCCUAGACUGGAUAAACGUAAAAGAGACAUGGCACGGAAUCAGCUACAUGAGCGAUGGAAGAGGCGGCAGUUUUAUCUCGACGAGGAAGAAGGAGGCCUUGCCCCUGAUGACUGGGCAGGCAGUGAAGAUAUUCUGAUGGAUCUUCGCCAGAUGGAUGAAGCCUCUAGCGACGACGAAGAAAACGACUCUACGACGACACCGACUAGUUCAAAGGUCAGAUUUGCCAACGGAAAUCUCACUGAUGACGAAGACCAUGAUAAAACGACAUCUCCUAGCAGUGCCUCUGAGCACGCCCCGCGAUGGAGAAUACCUCACGCCGAGCGCGAUGCUGGCAAGGAGAUCCUCUACCAGGUCACUCAGCAAGCAUUUAAUGAGUUGCUUGAUACCAUUUUUAAGCCGGCUGAGGAUCUUGCUGUGCAGGCAGCUGAAACCAAAGAACAACGGGCAAAGUACAAGGACGUACUAGACACCAUCGAGCCUAGCGAUGAUGAUAAGUCUAAGGCUACAAGUCAGGGUGACUCCAAGGUUAGAUCCGCCGCUGAUAAGACCCUUGAGGAGCUCUUGUCCGAAACUGGAUAUACUAUCGCCUUACCAGAGGGACGAAAUGCCAUCGAGAUUGAUACUACGGUUGAAAUCAUCCAUGAGGAUGGAACGGCAGAGCCCGUUUCAGGGUCAGAAACCGAGGCAACCAUGCCAAUUUCUGAAGACGAAGAACAGGAUCCCACUCUUCCACAAUUCCGGCCCAACACACUCGAAGAUGUACCUACCUCUCCGGCUUACGUAUUCUACCCCAUUACGCAGCCUUUACCAAACACGUCCGAGGACGACGUACCCAAAGAAGAGGAUGACAUCGAUAGCGCUCCCACAUCAGACAUGCUGCGACACUGGAAACGCCUAAGUCUUGCUGAGGCCCAGGCGAUCAAAAGAGGAGGGUGGGGUAAACUAAGCUUUGACGAGUUUGAGACCAUCUAUAAGAGCCAGGAGCAUCAGGGCAACAGACUCGAUUAUCUCGGAAGCUGGAUAGACUUUUGUAUACCUUAAGCACGGCAUUGAAACCGCUUUCGAACGCGUCCUGCCAGGGCUCCACAGUAAAUGUGUGCCAGGGUUGGUGUUCAUCCUUUACAUUCGGGGUAGUUUGGGGAGAUUCUGCAUAGCAUCUGAAAGCUUUUAUGUGACAUAGUGAAAGGAAGGGAAUUGGCACAUAUCUAGCGUAGGACAGUGUGCGUAUGAUAGCGAGUAGGCAUGAUAUUUGCUACCACUAUGCCUAAUGUUGCAUGACUGCUCGUUUGCAGCAGAUACAAUAUCAUUUUUAAAAUCACACAACAAAAUAACACAUACAAUAGAUCAAGCAUAAUUAUUAGCAA
Messenger RNA from Fusarium oxysporum Fo47, 3290 nucleotides. RefSeq lists its product as uncharacterized. Gene Ontology annotation, biological process: mitophagy; aggrephagy; endosome organization. Gene Ontology annotation, cellular component: amphisome; aggresome. The record is from RefSeq and is a predicted model, not a curated record. Gene Ontology annotation, molecular function: zinc ion binding; calcium ion binding; K63-linked polyubiquitin modification-dependent protein binding. The transcript has a single exon. The coding region runs from base 274 to 2967 and encodes 897 amino acids. Lineage: Eukaryota; Fungi; Ascomycota; Sordariomycetes; Hypocreales; Nectriaceae.